CUAAUUUUAUGAAAAGAACGCAGACUAAUCUGUAGUGACAGAAGGCGGUCCAGUGCUGCCCAGGAUGUAGCAGGUUUUGCAUUUGGGCUGGGUAAGGAGCACGGUUGGGAAGAGGCUCACACCGACCACCGUUUCCGCUCACUUUGUGAUCGCUGCAUCCCCCGUACUGUCACUUUUCCAAACCUUGGUCUUCCCCAAACACUUCCAUCUGCCAGUUCCACGCCGAGCUCCGCAGACAGCAUUUGCCCCGCAGUACGGACACCGAAUCUCCUCUAAGAUGGCCGCGUCCACGGUGCUCCUGCCCAACGGCGCAAACCCGAAACGGCUACAGCGCGCCGCCAGGUUUUUUUUGCCAAGCACGCUGAAGUUUUCAUACGGCCUCUAAAUCUUUUCGCAAUUAAACCAGUUAUCGAGGUGUCCAGAAGCAAUUUUAAUUUCCCACGGAGCCGAGACGUCACAGCCGUUAACAGCCGCUCAGAAUGUACGCCUGCGCCCUUUCGGUCUUGAUGGGCUCUGGCCUUUGAAAAACUGGCGCCGUUCACCGUCCACAAGCGGGCCCUGUCCAUUCAAACGAAUUUACCCCCACGUCACGUUUGCUUUGUAUGAGCUCGAGCCUCUUAAAAUCUCCCCAUUUUCCUUUAAGGGGCUGAGGUACCAGGAAACAGGAGAGCUUUCAGCCGUGGUCUCUCAGCGGCCCCCACACCUUCUGUACGUCAGGUGCGCAAAGAUGGCGACGCCAGCGCGCCGAGGCGGUGGUGGCGGCGCGGACGUAUUACCUCAUAAGGAAAAGCCGGAAACGGCCAAUCCGUUCCCCAUAGAAACGCGGUACAAACGCAGCUGACCCUUGUCGGUUGGUCUCGGGAGAGGGGGCUGGGCGAGGGGACCAGAAGUAAAAGUUUGGGGGCUAAAGUGAGGCCCUGAAGAGGUCGCUGCAGGUUCAGGAGAGAACCAGGUGCUAACAAGAGACAAGAUAUGAAUGAAGAAAGAGGAGUUUCCAGGACCUAGAUAUUGUUAUUUCUGGGGAUACUUUGGCAACUGUUAUAUCUAACUAGAAAUUUCGGUAUAACCAGAAGAGACAAAGACAGAGCCUCUACGUUGCCAGCUAUUUUCAGAGAACAGAAGAAAAUGAUCCAGGCCCAGAUGCAUCUAUAUCUCAUGUGAAAAAAUUCAGAAGGUGGUAAAAUCAGCAGUGUUAAGAAUUUGCCGCCUCUUUUAAGAAAGAAAAAGAAAAGAAUUUGCUCAACCAGGAAACCCUGUCAUUCAAGGAUGUGGCCGUGGACUUCACGUGGGAGGAGUGGCAGCUCCUGGCCCCUCCUCAGAAGGACCUGUACCGGGACGUGAUGCUGGAGAACUAUAGCAACCUGCUGUCCGUGGGGUAUCGGGUCAGCAAACCAGAUGCACUGUCCAAGUUGGAACGAGGGGAAGAACCGUGGACAAUAGAAGAUGAAAUCCACAGUCAAACCUGUCCAGAAACUGGCAAAGUUGGUAAUCAUCUGCAGGGUGACUGGGAAAAUCAAAGAAUGCUGAAAGGUAGAGAACAAUACCAGGAACAUAAUGCAUUUGGAAAUCCUGUUCCUCAAAGCAAAAGUCAUUUCUCUUUCAGGCAAAAUAAUGAUAUGUUUGAGUUCUAUAUAAAAACUUUGAAAUCACAUUUAAGUUUAGUCAGCCAGGGCCAAAGCUAUGAAAUUAAGAACUCUACUAAAUGUAACGGAGAUGGGAAAUCAUUUCUGCAUGGUAAGCAUGAAGAAUUUAAUUCUCCAGUUCAAUGCCCUGUAAGUGCAAAACCCAUCAGUAGUAAGUCCCAAAUCAUUAAGCACCAAGGAACUCACAAUGUAGAGAAAGCCCACAUAUGCGGUGAAUGUGGGAAAGCCUUUGUUAAGAAGUCUCAGCUCACUGACCAUCAGAGAGUUCAUACAGGAGAGAAACCUUAUGGAUGCAGUAUGUGUGCAAAAGUAUUCUCCCGAAAGUCCAGGCUCAAUGAACAUCAGAGAAUUCACAAGAGAGAGAAAUCCUUUAUAUGUGGUGAUUGUGCAAAAGUCUUCACCAUGAAGAGCCGUCUGAUUGAACACCAGCGAACUCACACUGGAGAGAAACCUUACAUAUGCAGUGACUGUGGAAAAGGCUUCCCAGGGAAGCGUAAUCUCAUUGUACAUCAGCGAAACCAUACUGGAGAGAAAUGCUACGUAUGUAGUGAAUGCGGAAAAGGCUUCACUGGGAAGAGCAUACUUACUAUACACCAGCGAACUCAUACAGGAGAGAAACCCUACAUCUGCAGUGAAUGUGGGAAAGGCUUUACCACAAAGCACUAUGUCAUCAUACACCAACGAAACCAUACAGGAGAGAAACCCUACAUAUGCAAUGAAUGUGGGAAAGGUUUCACCAUGAAGAGUCGUCUGAUUGAACAUCAGCGAACUCAUACAGGAGAGAAGCCAUAUGUGUGCAAUGAAUGUGGAAAAGGGUUUCCCAGGAAGAGUAAUCUGAUUGUACAUCAGAGAAAUCAUACAGUAGAGAAAUCCUACGUAUGUGAUGAAUGUGGAAAAGGCUUCACUGUGAAGAGCAUGCUCAUCAUACAUCAACGAACUCACACUGGAGAGAAACCCUACGUCUGCAGUGAAUGUGGGAAAGGCUUCCCGUUGAAGAGUCGGCUGGUUGUGCAUCAGCGAACGCAUACGGGUGAGAAACCUUAUAGAUGCAGCGAAUGUGGGAAAGGCUUCAUCGUGAAUAGUGGACUGAUGUUACAUCAGCGAACUCACACUGGAGAGAAGCCCUAUAUAUGCAAUAAAUGUGGAAAAGGUUUUGCCUUUAAGAGCAAUCUUGUGGUACAUCAGCGAACGCAUACUGGAGAGAAACCCUUUACGUGCAAUGAGUGCGGAAAAGGCUUCACAAUGAAACGCUAUCUCAUCGUACACCAGCAAAUUCAUAUGGGAGAGAGGUCCUAUAUAUGCAGCGAAUGUGGAAAAGGUUUUGUCAUGGAAACAGAGCUCAUUUUACAUCAGCAAAUUCAUACUGGAGAGAAACCUUAUGCCUGCAAUGAAUGUGGCAGAGGCUUCACUGUGAAAAGCCGUCUAGUUGUUCAUCAGCGAACUCAUACAGGAGAGAAACCUUUUGUAUGCAGUGAAUGUGGAAAAGGCUUCUCCUCAAAGAGGAAUCUCAUUGUACAUCAGAGAACUCAUAAUGGAAACAAACCUUAACAAAGCAAUGAAUAUGGUCACACCUACAGGAAGAAAAUAUGCCUUGUCCAACAUCAGAGGGUUUCACACAGGAUAAACUACCUUUAUAUGUACUGACUGUGGAAAAUCCUAUUCAUAAUUGGUAUUGGUCUCAUUACCCACCAGAAAAUUUACACAGGAGACAAACUGUAUGUAUGCAAUUAAUGUGAGAAAGCCUUCAACACAAAUUCAGCACCUGUUGUACAUCAGAGAACUCAUAAAAGAGAGAGACUCUGUGGAUUCAGCAAAUGGCGGUAACCUUUCUCUCAUCUGUCAAGCCUUGUUAAUACACACGAGAAACGUAUAGGUCAAGGUACAUAAUCCUUUGCAGUGACUCUGAACUCAUUAUAUACAAGUGAACUUGUUCAGGGUACAAACCAUGACAGUUCAGUGAACUCAUUAAACAUCAGUGUGCUCUACUUGACUAUCGUCAGUGUAGAUUAGCCUGUUGCUAGAUUUCACCCUUGGGAAACUAUGGAAUUUGCAUAGGAGUGAAAUUUAAUGAAUGCAGAGAAUGUGCUAGUGCCUUCAGUGAUAAGUUACCUCACACUAUAUGUCUAAAUUAACAUGUAGGAAAAAGCUCUGAUACAUACAAUGCAGAAAAGGCUUCAGGAAACAUUUCUAGGUAAUUAUAUGUCUGAAAAGUAUAUACUAAGAUAAAUCUUAUGAAUGGAGAAAAUAGGAAAGCCUUCUGUGGGAAUAAAAACCCUAUCUCAUCAGUGAUCAUAAUAGAUCACCAGUGAGCUCAUUCAUAGUAGCAAUAUGAUGAUCGUAGAAAUAAAACCUCAAUAGUUGCCUGAUAUGCAUGCUGGAGAAAAAUUUUCAGAUGACAAUGAAUAUGGCAGGAUUUCGGUGAUACAUUCUGCCUCAUCGCUUCUCAUGAAUUCAUACAGAAAUAGAAUGGUUUAUGAACCCACUAAAUGUGGAGUAACUUUAGCAAAAUAUCAGAGAAUACUGAAGGAAAGAAGCCUCAUGAAAAUGACAUAUACUUGAGUUUUCUCUCAGAAAUCUAAACUUAGGGCUUCCCUGGUGGCGCAGCGGUUGAGAAUCUGCCUGCCAAUGCAGGGGACACGGGUUCGAGCCCUGGUCUGGGAAGAUCCCACAUGCCGCGGAGCAACUAGGCCCGUGAGCCACAAUUACUGAGCCUGCGCAUCUGGAGCCUGUGCGCCGCAACAGGAGAGGCCGCGAUAGUGAGAGGCCCGCGCACCGCGAUGAAGAGUGGCCCCCGCUUGCCGCAACUAGAGAAAGCCCUCCCACAGAAACGAAGACCCAACACAGCCAAAAAUAAAUAUAAAUAAAUAAAAAAAAUUAAAAAAAAAAAAUCUAAACUUAUUGUACACCUGAUGUCCAUUUUGGGACACAAUACCUUGAACCAUAUUAUCAAUGAUUCCAUAAUUUUAAAGUGGGCUCCUCUAAACACUGGUUAAAUUUUAAUGUUAUAUACAAUGCAGGAGUGUUCUGUGCCCACCUCAUAUCAUUAUAUGAUUCACUCUUGCAUUUCUUAGACUCUAAAUUCAUCUCUUUCAGUCUAUGUAUUUCAAAAGGAAAAGGAAUAUAUUCAUAUAUGUAAUUCAACAUGUUUGGAUGUAUUUAUCCAAGUUUAUAAGUAGCAUUAAGUAGUUUACAAAAACACCUUAAAAAUGAUUUUUCUAAAAUUUGUUUUGAGGGCUUCCCUGGUGGUGCAGUGGUUAAGAAUCUGCCUGCCAAUGCAGGGGACACGGGUUCGAGCCCUGGUCCAGGAAGAUCCCACAUGCCGUGGAGCAACUAAGCCUGGGUGCCACAGGUCCAGAGCCUGUGCUCUAGAGCUCAUGAGCCAUAACUACUGAACCCACAUGCCACAACUACUGAAGCCCGUGUGCCUAGAGCCCGUGCUCUGCAAUAAGAGAAGCCACUGCCUACGCACCUCAACAAAGAGUAGCCCCCGCUCGCUGCAAGUAGAGAAAGCCCGCACGCAGCAACGAAGACCCAACGCAGCCAAAACUAAAGAAAUUAAAUAAAUAAAUUUUUAAAAUUUGUUUUGAAAUAGUUAUAGACUUACAAGAAAUUACAAAAUAUACAAAGUUCCCGAAUACCCUUACUCAGCUUCUUCAGUGAUAUUACCUUACAUAACCAUAAUACAUCAUCAAAACCAAUAAAAUGACAUUGGUAUAAUACUGUUAAGUAAACCAUAGACCUUAUUUGGAUUUCAAUAGUGUUUGCAUGCAUUAAUUUGUAUGAGUUUUGUUUUUUGAUAUAUAGAGUUCUAAGAAAUUUUAUCUCAUAUAUAGAUUUCUGUAAACCCCACCACAAUCGGGAUGCAGCAUUGUGCCAACACAACAUCCUCCUGCUACACUCUCCCCCAACCGUGACCCAUGG
Balaenoptera ricei (Rice's whale) is the source of this 5564-nucleotide messenger RNA. RefSeq names its product zinc finger protein 432 (gene ZNF432). The coding region runs from base 1341 to 3191 and encodes 616 amino acids. The transcript has 6 exons. Gene Ontology annotation, molecular function: DNA-binding transcription factor activity, RNA polymerase II-specific; RNA polymerase II cis-regulatory region sequence-specific DNA binding. Gene Ontology annotation, biological process: regulation of transcription by RNA polymerase II; central nervous system development. Gene Ontology annotation, cellular component: nucleus. NCBI's taxonomy places the organism in Eukaryota, Metazoa, Chordata, Mammalia, Artiodactyla, Balaenopteridae. The record is from RefSeq and is a predicted model, not a curated record.